Molecule: messenger RNA, 1213 nt
Organism: Loa loa (African eye worm)
Lineage: Eukaryota; Metazoa; Nematoda; Chromadorea; Rhabditida; Onchocercidae
Exons: 4
Coding region: 216-1061 (281 amino acids)
Biological process (GO): regulation of transcription by RNA polymerase II
Molecular function (GO): RNA polymerase II cis-regulatory region sequence-specific DNA binding; protein dimerization activity; DNA-binding transcription factor activity, RNA polymerase II-specific
Source: RefSeq, a predicted model, not a curated record
GGAGGCGCAAUUGGUUGACUGUGUCAAGUUGUUCGGUAUGGCGAGGCUGGUGAGCACAGCUGCUUGUCCAUCCGUUCUCCGAUUCCCGAGUGACGUCCCUCGUAUUAUAGAUUGCUGGUUCGAUAUUGAUAUUGUGAUUCAUGAAUGGAUAGAUAAUAAAUCAUCCUUCUCAUUAAUGGAUGAUACUUUGUUAUAGCAUCGGGUAGUUUGUUUUUAUGGAUCGAAGACAUUCGCCUUUCUGUUUCUCACAGCUUAUAUCCGCCGCGCAGUAUAUCGAAAAAGCACGGAAUGUUCCGGAUACUUGCCUCAUUAGUGAUGAAAGUAGUGGCGAUUCAUUUGUGACUAAAGGAGUAUUAGGACAAAGUACGACAUGUUCCAUCGCGUCAACGUCAUCGUUGGGAUGUUUGUCAGAUCGAAGUUCAUCAAUCCCAUCGCCACGACAUUUUCAGACACCUCCGCCAGAUAGCAGGCGACAUCGGCCAUAUCCUUCCGUAAGCAGCGCACGUCAUAGCAGAGCCGCUCACAAUGAACUGGAAAAGACACGUCGUGCUAACCUUCGUGGAUAUUUGGAUAACUUGAAGGAUAUCGUUCCUUCUAGUUCUGACAAUGCCCGCAAUACAACCCUCUCUUUAUUAACUCGUGCUAGAGAUUAUAUUGUGGAAUUGGAUGAACUUGUAAAAAGCGCGGAGGAGCGGAGGCGGCAAUUAGAAAAACGUCAUUUGGCUUUGCAACUCAUGCUGGAAGGAUUGCACCCUGAAAAGAUGCUAACACAGGAAUCUCGUUCUGGAAGUGCAAGUACCAUUUCAGCAGUUGACGAUAACGAUUAUAGUACAUUGUCAUCAUCUGCCUCUUCUUCUUCUUCACUGACAUUGUCAGACAACACAUCGUGCUUAGAUUUUUGUUCCAAAUUGUCAGUUUCAUCUAGUAACUCUUCAUUGGUUAGUUCUCCUAUUCAUCCAUAUCCUCCAUUUGAUCCAUAUCUGAAUGGACUGCUUCCAGCAUUACCAUUGUGUUAUCCCCGCAUUUCUAUGUAUCCUUACCUCGAUGUGCAACCCCUGUGAUUAUACGACAUCUUCACCUUCCCUAUUCCUACUGCUGCUUUUGCUGAUCUUAGAUGGACUAUAUCUGAAUUUUGAAGUAGGGAAGAAUUUGGUGAUAUUUAAUGAAAAUUCGAAUUCAAUAAAUUCGUUAUAGUGAACCACAACUGAGACAG